AUGGCUUCUCGUACACUUCGAUCCGCUUCCAAACUCCACUCCAUCUGCCGGUCCUUCGGCUCCACCACGUGCACUCGAUAUGCAUUCGCUGGCCCAACCCCGUCAUCACAGAUAAAAAGGCAUCUGCCUCUCCAACGACGAUCUUUCUCCUCGUCCUCUCCAACUUCUUCCCCAGCAGCCACAACCAUGUCCACCACCGACGCCCUCAUCCAAGCGGCCCAGUCCCGCCGCACCAUCUAUAAGCUGGGCAAGAACAGCCCCGUGCCCGACUCCAAGAUCGAGGAGCUCGUCAAUGCCGCUAUCUUGCACGUGCCCAGCUCGUUCAACACCCAGUCUACCCGUCUGGUUGUCCUGCUCCAUGAGGAGCACGAUCAGCUCUGGGAUAUCAACAUUGAGACUUUCAAGGGUCUCGUCGCUGCUGGAACUAUUCCUGAGCAGCUCUUCCAGAACCAGACUCUGCCCAAGCUGCAGGGUAUGAAGGCUGGCUACGGCACUAUCCUCUUCUACGAAGAUCCCGCCCACAUCGGGCCCUUCCAAGAAAAGUUCGCCAUUUACAAGGACCUCUUCGAGCCUUGGGCUGAGCACUCCAACGCCAUGCACCAGUACUUCCUCUGGACAGGCCUCCAAUCCCUCGGCUUCGGCGCCAACCUGCAGCACUACAACCCCCUCAUCGACACCCCCGUCGCCCAAAACUGGAACAUCCCCACCGACUGGCGUCUCAUCUCCCAGCUUAUCUUCGGUAGCAACGAGGAGGCUGCUGGCGAGAAGGUGCAGAAGCCUGUUGAGGAGCGUGUCAAGAUCUUUGGCAAGCAGUAA
Messenger RNA from Penicillium daleae, 816 nucleotides. Its product is annotated as nitroreductase family protein. Lineage: Eukaryota; Fungi; Ascomycota; Eurotiomycetes; Eurotiales; Aspergillaceae. The record is from RefSeq and is a predicted model, not a curated record. The transcript is spliced from 3 exons. Gene Ontology annotation, biological process: cellular response to oxidative stress. Bases 1 to 816 code for a protein of 271 amino acids.